This is a messenger RNA of Austrofundulus limnaeus, 744 nucleotides long. RefSeq names its product MOB kinase activator 1B. NCBI's taxonomy places the organism in Eukaryota, Metazoa, Chordata, Actinopteri, Cyprinodontiformes, Rivulidae. The record is from RefSeq and is a predicted model, not a curated record.
UCAGCUCCUUACGGACAGAGGAAGAGCAACACUGGGUGCAGUUCGUCUAGAAGCGGCAGUGAACGCUAAUAAACUGGUUAAACCUAAAGUAAUUUUCUAAAACUCGUAUUUUGUUCACACAGCCGGGACCAGGAGUUCUAAUUGACACUUUUCAACUACUUCUUCGUCAAGAUGAGCUUCUUGUUUGGCAGUCGCUCAUCUAAGACCUUCAAGCCGAAGAAAAACAUCCCAGAAGGAUCCCACCAGUAUGAGCUGCUGAAACACGCUGAGGCGACACUGGGCAGCGGGAACUUGAGACAGGCUGUCAUGCUGCCAGAGGGAGAGGAUCUCAAUGAAUGGAUUGCUGUCAACACUGUAGAUUUCUUUAACCAGAUCAACAUGCUGUAUGGCACCAUUACUGAUUUUUGUACAGAGGAAAGCUGUCCGGUCAUGUCUGCUGGGCCAAAGUAUGAAUAUCACUGGGCUGAUGGGACAAACAUCAAGAAACCCAUUAAAUGCUCGGCUCCCAAGUAUAUCGAUUACCUCAUGACCUGGGUGCAGGACCAGCUUGAUGAUGAAACCCUUUUCCCUUCAAAGAUUGGUGUCCCCUUCAAGCGUAACUUCAUGUCCGUGGCCAAGACGAUCCUGAAGCGCCUGUUCAGGGUCUACGCUCACAUCUACCACCAGCACUUUGACUCGGUCAUGCAGCUGCAGGAGGAGGCCCACCUCAACACAUCCUUCAAACACUUCAUCUUUUUUGUUCAG